AUGGGUGCGCGUUUUGUAGUUGAGGACGCUAACGGUAGAAUUCGUCUUGUGUCUAGCUCAGCUACUGGAGGUCAACUGGCUAUUGAUGGAGCAGAGUCUGCCGGAGUCCCUAGUAUCCUCCGAGGGGAGGAGGCUGUGAACAACCUUCGCAAAAAGAUUCGAGCCGGGUUUGGUGGCACACACGGUCUGAAUUGGGUAGCCGUUGGGGAAGUAGAUUCCACGCAUGAUAAGUCUCCAUUUAUCGUAGUUGGUUUCUUCUAUGAAGGCUCCGGUGGAAAUCCUCCGUUAUAG
Messenger RNA from Penicillium canescens, 291 nucleotides. RefSeq lists its product as uncharacterized. The coding region runs from base 1 to 291 and encodes 96 amino acids. The transcript has a single exon. Lineage: Eukaryota; Fungi; Ascomycota; Eurotiomycetes; Eurotiales; Aspergillaceae. The record is from RefSeq and is a predicted model, not a curated record.